GUAAUUAUAUUAAAAAUGAGUGAACACAUUGCUGAACAAUUGACUAAGAUUAUUAAGUUUAUGAGUACCACCGUGGGUAGAGAUAAACUCUGCAAACUGGUGCAAUAUGUCUCCAUGUACCUGCAAUACAAGGAAUCCAACAAGAACUCUCUUGAGGGUCUUAAGGAGUUAAGCAAUCCAGAUUUUCCAUUAAACAAAUUGAACUAUAACAUGUGGAUCACAAGGAAGAUGCUAAGGCUCGGCCUCUUGUGGCACUAUUGCAAGCAGAUUAGAGAGUAUAUCAACUCAGACAGCACUGAAGGGGAUCAAGGGACAUUAAAGAAAAAGAAAAGCAUGCAGAAGAAAGAUUCAAUGAGUAAUGGUGCAUCUGGAGAAAGAUCUGAGGCAUCAAACAGUUUCAGUAUUUUUGAGUUUGAUUCACCAGCAUUGAAAGCCCUCUCAACUAUUUGCAAUACCCUUUUCUGUGUAGCCGACUUACCUCUACUUCUCCAGGAGCUAAAGUUCAUCAAACUUGAGUCUCAUUGGUUAAAGCAGAUAUUUACUCUUAAGCAUAUUUUCUGGAUUCUGUCAUGACUUUUCAAGUUGGUUAAGCAGUAUAUCUUAAUCAGAGCAAUGAAUAUGAAAGUUGAGAGAUUUAAGAACCUAUCAUUCCCAAAUGAAAAGACAGAUAAGUCCUUACUCAAGAACUUUAACGAAAAUGAAGAGAGAAAGAGUGUUGAAAAGGACUUAACCAAGCUAUUAAUCAGCGUGAUCAGAACCCUCAUAGAUCUUUUACUCCCCCUCCAUUACCUUGGAAUCAGGAAGAUGAGCACCAAGAGUUUAGGUUUAUUUGGCACCAUAUCUUCACUUGGAUCAAUGUUGUAGCCAAUCAAAAUUAUUUAAACAUUGUUGUCAAAUCAUUUCUCCAAAUCUCAAUGUAAUUCCUUGGUUUCUUACUCCUUUUUCGCUCGUUAGAGUAGACUUAAUCUUUGGCUUGGUCUUGACUCCAGUGUGGACUCUCAAAGCUCAACUCUCCGACGCUGCAAUAAUUGUACUU
Moneuplotes crassus is the source of this 1036-nucleotide messenger RNA. Lineage: Eukaryota; Ciliophora; Spirotrichea; Euplotida; Euplotidae. The record is from the annotation of a GenBank genome assembly.